AAAUGAAGGUGAAUGUGUCGUGUUCAUCCGUUCAAACUACAAUCGACAUUCUUGAGGAAAAUCAAGGAGAAGACGAAUCUAUUUUGACACUUGGGCAGCUACGCGAUCGAAUCGCCACCGACAAUGAUGUUGAUGUUGAAACCAUGAAGUUGUUGCACAGAGGAAAGUUUCUUCAAGGCGCCGACGAUGUCUCCCUUUCUACUUUAAAUUUUAAAGAAAAUGAUAAAAUCAUUGUGAUGGGUGGAAAAAAUGCUUUGGUUGAUGACGCGGGCUUCAAAAUGCUCAUGCAAUAUGAGAAGCAUAAUUUGAGCAAUCUUCAAAAAGCCUAUGAUCUCAAUUUGAGAGAUGUCGCUGAUUUGGAACGUGGUUUUCUCGAAAAACCAAAGCAGGUCGAGAUGGGGAAAAAGCUGGAAAAGAAAGUGAAAUAUUUCAACGAAGAGGCGGAAAGACAUCUGGAAACUCUUGAUGGGAUGAAUAUUAUCACUGAAACUACUCCCGAAAAUCAGGCUAAGCGAAACCGUGAAAAACGCAAGACGCUCGUAAACGGAAUCCAAACUCUUCUUAAUCAAAAUGACGCACUUCUUCGGAGACUCCAGGAAUAUCAGUCAGUUCUCAACGGAGACAUUCCUGAAUAAUUCUCAAUUGCAUAAAAUUGCUUCGGGUUUUUAUGUUAUGAAACUCAGUUAUAAAUCAAUAAAUUAUAUUCUUAUGCUAUGU
Caenorhabditis elegans is the source of this 717-nucleotide messenger RNA. It is a transcript of the gene bag-1, whose product is annotated as BAG family molecular chaperone regulator 1. The transcript is spliced from 3 exons. Gene Ontology annotation, molecular function: protein-folding chaperone binding. NCBI's taxonomy places the organism in Eukaryota, Metazoa, Nematoda, Chromadorea, Rhabditida, Rhabditidae. The record is from RefSeq and is marked reviewed. Bases 3 to 635 code for a protein of 210 amino acids.